Varroa destructor (honeybee mite) is the source of this 4757-nucleotide messenger RNA. RefSeq lists its product as uncharacterized. The record is from RefSeq and is a predicted model, not a curated record. Lineage: Eukaryota; Metazoa; Arthropoda; Arachnida; Mesostigmata; Varroidae.
AGAAGAACUUGAACCAGAAGAAGAAAACGAGAACUACAAAACUGAUUUCAAACUAACAUUGAAGAGUGGAGAUCCCGCGUUGAUGGAAAUUGGAAAGACAUUGAACUUCGAACUGGUCAUCACGAUACCUCCGACCGAACGACUUGAUCUUCUGCUCGACAUUUUUACCAAGGAUGUGGUGGCGGAUUCGUAUAAUCCCGUCCUGGGUAUCUUUAACAUUGUUGUGGAUAUCCCACCGGAAGUAACUCUCAGCCUCGGAGAACCGCAGAUCAGCAAAAUGCUUUCAGGCCAACAGGACAGCAAUAUUUACGAUCGAGUCUUGGUGAACUUCGGCGAUAUUAUCAAUCCGGAUACCCCUCGGAAAAUCGUCGUUUUAUUCUCCGUUACAGCUGCCCGAAUCAUGUCGACCUUCAAGCUUCAUUAUGUAACGAUAGGUGCAGAAUACGACUUUGAACGGUUCGUCUGGAUAUCGCAAACCGAAGUGAACGUGCAAAACGCUAAAUCGAAUGAAGACGAGAAACUCGUUGAAGCAGAUUACGACGGGCCUAAGGAGAUCGCAAUGGAUAGUGCGGGCAUCUUUACGGUUGAUGCCUUUAUUAAAUUAAGAUCCGAUCGGGUGGAGAUCCUGGUUGAAGGCCCUACAAACUUUGAAGAUGUUAUUAGCGUCGGCAACCUUGGGAUUACAGGGUUUGGCGCACACUUCCAAAGUGUGCCCCAAGACGUAGUCCACUAUCGCACUGUGAAAACCCCGUCUGCUACGAAAGAUUCCUUUAUAAAGGCAUCAAUUGACAUGGGCAUCCUGACUAACACCGGAUCCAUGUAUCAAAAGCCACGAACCUCGAACAGCGAAAACAAGAUGUCAUUCACGUUCGGACUUUUUGCCCUAACACGUGACGACACGAUUGGGUCAGAGGAAAGCUUCAAGAUAACUAUCGACGUGGCAGGAAAGAUCCUCUGGCAGGAGACAGUUCGUGUCAACAUUACACAACGAAACGACAACGAAACUGUAAAUAAUAUAGAAGAUUCUCGGGUAGCCAUCGCUCCCCCGCGCGCUCUCCUAGGCAACCUCCUCCAGUACGAAGUACAUCUUAAUCUCACACCGUCUGCCUUCACUGAGAUCUACGUUGUGCAGGAGUUCGAUCCGACAAAUCCGAUCACCUUAUGCUCAGGUCGUUUCGCCCCUGAUAAAAAUGGGUUCAACGUCGUAUGGGCCAACUCCACAAGUGCUCGUGCCAUUAUAACGUCGAAUCCAGACGAGAUCGCCCUUGACCUGGGCAGGCUAUACGUUUCCGAACAGAGAAGCGGCGUUACGGAUAUGGAGAAUACAGCGGUUCUAGAAUUAUUCUUCUUCGUUGAUCCUGAUGCUGCAGACUCUACGGCUCCAAAAGGAAGUGACGGCGAAAACUUCCAGCCCGUGAAGGUGCGAAUCGGCCGACGGGAUGAUCCACUUGUUGUCAGCGUUGAACCCCUCGCCAUCGAGUCCAAGCGUUUCGUAAAUACGCUAGAUGUCCGAACUGAGGACGCCGUCACCUGGCGAGAGAUCUACGUGGGGGGAGCAGUAGCAUACGACAUCAUCAUCUCACUACCGUUGGGCGCGUUCUAUACAAACCUGUCGCUCAGUGUCACAGACUUGAGCAACAUUCAGUUGCCGGGCGCGCACAUAUGUCGUGCAAGGGUGUCCCAUAUUGGUCGGAACUUACCCUGCGCGCAAAGUCAGCGGGACCUCAUAAACGAAAACUCCAUCUUCUAUUCGAAAAUCCAGCAGGAGCGUGACGACUUCGACUCUGUUUUUGUACAAUUCGACCGGCUGUGUCAAUUGGCGCAGUCGCCUGGUAACCAGACAGAAUCGCAGGUGAUAAUCAAUGUGGUAGCCAGUCUGCAGGGGGAACAAUCGUUCCAGAAUGGGCAACCUUAUGCAUUGCACACCGUAGUGUCACUCAAUAACAAACCAAUUCACCAGGAAGACAAGAAGUUUAACGCGGCCAGACCACCCUCCAAAGACUUUCUCAAGAAUCAACCCGCGUACGUGUAUUUUACUAGUUUGAGCCCAUCGUUUGUACCUGGGGGAGUAGGAGAAGUCGAAAUUGUCCUCAAGACGCCGCCGAAAAGCAUGGCUGCUUACUUGAUCGAGCUAUUGACGAACGACCCCGACGUCAGCGUUUGUAUUCUAAAAAUCAAGUCUAUCGGAGACUCAAUGCCAUGUAUCGAGAGAGACACUCCGGCUGAUUACAUCCUCCACCAGGAUUCUGAUAACGGCAAUAGAAAGGCGUCGCUAGCGAUCGACGCGCUCGCCAACGUUGGUACAUAUCCGAUGAAACAGGGUCACUUCCUCGACCCCAACUCGCUAGUGUUCUCGGCCUUUGUCAAGGUCGGAACGCGCGCCACACGAAAUAAAUCGCUCAAAUUGAAGAUAUCCUAUGGAUCAAAAGGACAAAUAGAAAAUACAAUCGCACUGCCAGUUGCUAAUGUUCACAAUACCACUGGCCUUUUGACUUCAAGCGGGAGCGCCACCUCCCCUCGGACGAUAUUGCUGGCACCUUCUGAGCCCGCUCUGACUUCGCUCGCGCCUGGUUCCGUGGCGUUAGUGACGUUAACCGUAGAGCUGGUCGAAUUCUCGUCUUCGAGGCUACAGUUUGACCUAAUCCUAGACGACGGGGUCGUGCGAGGCAAAGAUAUAGAAGUGUGCCACGAGGGUAUCAGUCAUCUCGGCAGAAAUUAUCCAUGCUCUGCUCCACAACAGUGGACGAAACACGAAGAAGGAGAAAAUCUUCUUGGUCGGUACGAUCUAGGGCUUCUAUGUAACUCAUUCAUUGAAAGGAAUAAACCGGAAGAUAAUUAUGUUCGUUUCACAGUGCCCGUCAUGCUCAAGACAGACGCGAAAUACGUCGAAGGCACGUCCCUUGCGUUGAGUUCUCUGGUAGUGAGCAGUGGGGGCAAAGAACAGCAAAAUCUUCAGUUCAAUAUCGCCAAGAAAGCGGAACAAUCUAUUGGGAACGUCUUUCCACCCGCAGUGAAAGCCUCCAGUAGCGAAGAAAGCAUAGGUAUUCGUCAACGUCGCUGGAUACCGUUUAAUAUUACGGUGCCUAAAGGAGCGAUGACCGAAAUUACUGUCACAGUCCAGGGCGCCAAAACGGAUAAGGUUGCCAUUGUAGUUGUGCACGACUUGCGAAUUGCAACCGUUGGUCGCAAUAUACCUUGUUAUCGGCCUUCAAAGCUGGAUGUUGCUCUCUUCUCGUCAUUCAAGAACGUACAAAAUGAUAAGGCACAGGCUUUCCUUGGAUACUUUGCCAAUCCAGGUUACAGCCAUGUGCGAGAGCGUUUCCAGCAAGGUGAUGAUGAUAUCGUUUUAGAAGUGUACGUUGAAUUAACCGAUCACGAAUUCACCAAUGAUGGUUCCAAACAUCCUGUAAAUAUUCAGGUCGAGAUGAGCGGGUGGAGAGGUACUGCUCAGCAGGAGAUGACUAUCGUACGAACAGGCAAAGAAGCAACCUCCAUCGAUGUUAAACUAUCUGUCGAUAACACCCGGCCAUUUGAAAGAGGGGACACGAUUUCUGUGAUGGCAGAACUACGACACUUCGUAUCAUCACUAAUGGAGCCUACGAAGGUUGCACUUCGUAUAUUCCUACCUCAAUUUGUGACGUUCGGCGGAGUCACUGAAAUACGUUCGGGAUCAGGCUACCAGGCUGAAGUGAAGAACGCCUCGAACGGCGUUGACAUUAUAUUCCCGAAACUGCUGUUCGCAGACGAGAUUAAAGUGAACAUGACACUCGUGUCGGAUCCCGAAAAUCGCCGUGGCUACGGGACAGGCGUCAUUGAUGCCACUUCGCUUUACCGUGUCGAAUGUGAGUAUACUCCUCGGAAAGACCAGACCUUCGAACCCUUCUGCUCCGACCAGCUCUUCCUCGCCUACAAAGUCAACUCCGAUGAAUGUGUGCUCAACCUAGGCAUGGAAGACGGGACCAUCAAAGACUGCCAAAUUACGGCUUCUUCGGCGGUCGAUUUUGAGCAUGCGCCUUUUAGAGUGCGCAAAGGAAGCCCACAGGUCUGGUCGCCGGGCAUCCGGGAGGGCAUGGCCCAGCCUUACCUGGACAUCGCCUUCCUUCGAGUGACUCGCGUAUCACAACUCGAAAUGAUCUAUGUGCCAGGCACUCGUCGAGUGCACCGCUACCGAUUGCAGGCGUCCAAUGACGGACGCAAUUGGUGGAAUCACCUACAGACGCGUACAUUAGUGUAUCAAAACGGCGUGGCAAUAGAUCGGCUACCCAACGCCGUGCAGGCAAGACAUCUGCGAAUCAUUGUUGUCGACGCAGCUGAUGAGCAUGUGAAAGACGAGCUGAACGUAGGCCUCCAAAUCGAACUUUAUGGAUGUUAUAUUGGACCGUAUAGCAAAGAUGAGGGCUGUCCCGAAGAUACCACAUUAUAUACCAACCUAGAAACGCUCAAAACGCGUCACAUGACGGUUGAUACCAACACAGAUACAGCAUAUUUUUGUGACUUCACCGAUGCAAGGUUUGUUAUUGUAAAAAAUCGCAUCUUCGUUUUUUUCACGUAAUUUUUGUCUAACGUGUUUUAAACUAAAGUAAUAUUUUUAAUAGGACUCAAUUCAAGAAAUAAUUUCUUAUAAUACAACAGGAGGGCAUUAGAAGUCUUCACUGUUAUUGGAAAAAAGGCUCCAUUAGGAAUUUUUAUGUGUAGUUUGUGUUAUUAUAAAACAAAACGUCCUAUUAUACUUUCGAUUGCACUUGCGUAGUAAUACA